AGGGGUGGCUGUUAUUGUUUCACUAGGCUCUGUCGGGCGCCUGUCUCCUACCGCUACGCGAGUGUCAGUUUGUCCGGCUUGUCAGCCCCUCACUCCCGGCUGCGGACGGCGACGGGCGGCUGCUGCGGCGGGCGGGGCCUGGCGUUAGGAGGCGGAGAGGCGCCGGGUGAGGGGCGCGGAGGAGGAGGAGGAGGAGCAGUAGCGGGAGGAGGAGCCGUGUGCCCUGGCACGGAGCGGCCGCGGCCAUGGCGUACGCCUAUCUCUUCAAGUACAUCAUCAUCGGCGACACAGGUGUUGGUAAAUCGUGCUUAUUGCUACAGUUUACAGACAAGAGGUUUCAGCCAGUGCAUGACCUUACUAUUGGUGUAGAGUUUGGUGCUCGAAUGAUAACUAUUGAUGGGAAACAAAUAAAACUUCAGAUAUGGGAUACGGCAGGGCAAGAGUCCUUUCGUUCCAUCACAAGGUCAUACUACAGAGGUGCAGCCGGGGCUUUACUAGUAUAUGACAUUACAAGGAGAGAUACAUUCAACCACUUGACAACCUGGUUAGAAGAUGCCCGCCAGCAUUCUAAUUCCAACAUGGUCAUUAUGCUUAUUGGAAAUAAGAGUGAUUUAGAAUCUAGAAGAGAAGUAAAAAAGGAAGAAGGUGAAGCUUUUGCACGAGAACAUGGACUUAUCUUCAUGGAAACUUCUGCUAAGACGGCUUCAAAUGUAGAAGAGGCAUUUAUUAAUACAGCAAAAGAAAUUUAUGAAAAAAUUCAAGAAGGAGUCUUUGACAUUAAUAAUGAGGCAAAUGGCAUUAAAAUUGGCCCUCAGCAUGCUGCUACUAACGCCACACAUGCAGGCAAUCAGGGAGGACAGCAGGCCGGGGGAGGCUGCUGUUGAGUCCGUUUUUACUGUCUCACUGCCCAAGUGGGGCCUACUCACUAUUUCUUUCACCCUCUCCUGCUCAGCUGAGACAUGAAACUAUUCUAAAUGGCUUUAUGUCACAGAAGACUUUAAUCUUUCAAAUUCUUGUAUAACUUUGAAUAAAUGGUUAACGUUCACUUAAAAAGACAGAUUUUGGAGAUUGUAUUCAUAUCUCUUUGCUUUUGAUUUCUAGGUCAAUUGAUGUGAUUAUUUUUGUUAAAUGUUGUCUCGUGCCCUUACCUACGAACUGAAUUAUAGUAAACACUACAAAGUCAUCUCGAGUAUUUUAAAUUGGUUUGUGUAGUUAGGUUUCCCAACACCUGUGGUUACCUAAUGUUUAAUAAUAAUGGAACUGUCCUCAAAAAGUUUGUCAAUUUUCAAAGUUAUAAGGAAAAGCAGAAGGAUUCUUUUAAUUCUGUAUUUAUCAUUUACUUUCUGUAUAUAUAGUUUAAUAACCUGCUUGGGUGUAAUUUGCCAAGCUUGAAUUCAUUAAUGCAUUUGCAUAAACUCUGAACCAUUUAGAGCUUAAGGCUACUGGAGCAUUGUUAGAAAUUGCUUGGACACUGAAUUUUAAACUUUUUGACGUUGUUAGCAAGCAUGUUCAUCUUUUCUUGUCACUAGUCCAAGAAAAAUAUGCUUAAUAUACAUUUUAAAAGCUAUGUAUAUGUUAACCUGUUUUAAUGCCAAAAGUUUGCUAUUUGUCCACAGUUUCUUUAAGACCUCUUCAGAAAAGGAUUUGUUUGCCUUAACACUGUUGGGUAACAACACAGUAAUGAGCGAAAUGGGCAAAAGCAAGAAGUCCGGACACCUAAGUGAUUCCAAGAAGAAUGAAUGACUGUCCACAUUUAAAUGGCACAUUAUGAGGACUUUAAUUUUUCCUUAAACACAAUAAUUUUUUUUAUUCACAUGAUUUCUAAGUAUUUUUCAUGCAGGACAGUUUUUCAACCUUGAUGUACAGUGACUGUGUAACAUUUUCUUUCAGUGGUAGCCUAUAAUAUUUAAAAUAUGGUAAGCAUCUUGUCUGUUUUGAAGGGGAUAUGACAAUAAAUCUACCAGAUGGAAGAUCCUGUUAAAAAGUAGAAAAGCUUUAGUAACUUACUCAGUGUGGUGGUUUUAUCUUUUUUUUUUCCAUUUCUUUUCUUGGUCUAUAAUGAAAUUGUUAUAGCAGUGCAAAAUAAAAUCCUAUGUAUAAAA
Molecule: messenger RNA, 2102 nt
Organism: Phyllostomus hastatus (greater spear-nosed bat)
Lineage: Eukaryota; Metazoa; Chordata; Mammalia; Chiroptera; Phyllostomidae
Gene: RAB2A
Product: RAB2A, member RAS oncogene family
Exons: 8
Coding region: 246-884 (212 amino acids)
Cellular component (GO): Golgi apparatus
Molecular function (GO): GTP binding; GTPase activity
Source: RefSeq, a predicted model, not a curated record